Trichoderma harzianum CBS 226.95 is the source of this 753-nucleotide messenger RNA. RefSeq lists its product as hypothetical. The transcript is spliced from 2 exons. Gene Ontology annotation, molecular function: DNA strand exchange activity; structural constituent of ribosome; single-stranded DNA binding. Lineage: Eukaryota; Fungi; Ascomycota; Sordariomycetes; Hypocreales; Hypocreaceae. The record is from RefSeq and is a predicted model, not a curated record. Gene Ontology annotation, cellular component: mitochondrial large ribosomal subunit; nucleus. Bases 1 to 753 code for a protein of 250 amino acids. Gene Ontology annotation, biological process: positive regulation of mitochondrial DNA replication; DNA recombination.
AUGAAUUCCGCCUCGCGACCCGGCCAGGGCCAAUUGUUGGGCCUUUUGAGAUCCGGAGUGCGGUUUGCACACACGGGCCGGCCACGGGGGGCUGCGGCAGGAUCCCAAGAUGCCGAGAGCCAUGGAGAGAAUAUCUGGGUGUUUGCCCACAGAAGAUCAGAGCAGGUCAUUUACAGCUUCACCAAGCAAUUGGAUGGGUUCCAUGGCCUGAAGCAGUUGCCGUUCAACGGCAAGAAGACCAAGCCUGCAAAGCUUCGCAAAGACUACUGGUCACCGCUUGCCCACAUUCGAUUCCAGCCCGGCCAAGGAUCCGUCGGCCGCUCAGUAUUUCAAAAACUGCGAGAGUUGAAGCACCUCCACGAGGUUGCAUGGACAGACGAGUUGCGACACAAGCGACCGGAAGAGUACACCAGCCAGGACAAGAAGAAGAUUGCCGAGGAGAAGGAGAAGGGAUUCGACUACCAACCAAUCCGAAGCAAGCAGGAGCGUGGAAUCGCUCUCAAUGCCCAGAAGCAAAAUGCGAUUGCCGACAUGGCAUCCGUUUUGGCGGGCGAGGGCCGUGGCAACAAGGUCUUGGCUGCGGAGCCUGAAGGAGGCGAGAAAGAGUUGGUUGAUGUCACAAUCAGCUGGGCCAACGACCAGGAUAAGAAGUACGCUGAAUCGUGGUCAAGUAAUGUGACGCACUCUCUAUUUGAGGCUCCGACAUAUACCUCAGGAGAGCCCGAGAAGCAGGUCACCAAGACGGCAGCGUAA